Molecule: messenger RNA, 7201 nt
Organism: Ruditapes philippinarum (Manila clam)
Lineage: Eukaryota; Metazoa; Mollusca; Bivalvia; Venerida; Veneridae
Exons: 1
Coding region: 47-6829 (2260 amino acids)
Biological process (GO): telomere maintenance; DNA repair
Molecular function (GO): DNA helicase activity
Source: RefSeq, a predicted model, not a curated record
AUAUGUGUACUAAUAGUUUUGAAUAAAUCUUUUUUCAGAUUGAACAAUGCCUAAGUUGAAGAAAAAAUCAGAUAAUCAAAAGCACGCCCAAGACAGGGAGAGGAAGCGCAGGAUUUCUUUACAAAAUGUAUCUCAAACUAGUGACACUGACACUUAUCAUAAUGAUAUGAACACUGUUUCUGUUAAUCAGUCAACACAACAUUUUGUUUUCAACGCUGUGGACUUAAUGUGGCAAAUUCAAAAGUGUCUGGAUAUAAAUACACGUUUCAACAGUUCAUUAAACAUAAUACAAAAUCUCCAAAGCAGAAUAUCUCAGGAAAUUCAUGAACCUACAAUAUGUAUUAAAGUUAAAGGGGAUGGAAACUGCUUUUUUCGAUGUAUUGCUUAUGUGCUAUGUGGAGACGAAAGCUUUCAUACCCAAGUUAGACAGACAGUGCUUUUACAUAUGUGCUCCAGUUCCCAGAUACUAACUUCACUCUUGCCACCAAAUACAACCAUGUCACAAUACAUAGCUAGGUCAAAGAUGUCUGAAGAUAAAGUAUGGGCAACACAGGUUGAGAUAAUAUCCACAGCUCACUUAUUACAGACUGACAUAUAUACAUACUCAAAAUAUGGACAUGAACUGAAAUGGUUAAAACAUACUGCACAGUUCGUAGACAAUACACUCCAGAUAAAUGAAAAAGCAGUUUAUUUAGACCACCAUACAGGUAUUCAUUUUGAUGUUGUACUUGAUGUUGGAACAUCAGUGUCUAGUGAUUCUACAGCUGAAAAAACUUUUCUGUGGAGUGAAUUGUUGAAGCAAGAAAGUCGGCAAAUAUACAAUAAGUACUACAAGCAGGCCCAAAGACAAUGUGCUGAGUACAAAAACAAAGAAAACAGAAGCAGGAAUGAAGGACGCUCUUCAAAAAGAACCAAUAGUGAGUACAGACUGUUACAAAACCAGCGUAGGAAUGAAACACGUUCUUCCAAAAGAACUGACACUGCAUACAGACACUCAGAAAACCAGCGUAGGAAUGAAACACGCUCUUCCAAAAGAACCGACAGUGCAUACAGACACUCGGAAAACCAGCGUAGGAAUGAAACACGCUCUUCCAAAAGAUCCGAUAGUGCAUACAGACACUCAGAAAACAAGCGUAGGAAUGAAACACGCACUUUGAAAACUACCAGUAGUGACUACAGACAAUUACAAAACAAGCGUAGGAAUCAAACACGUUCUUUGAAAAGAACCGAUAGUGACUACAGACACUUGGAAAACCAGGGUAGGAAUCAAACACGUUCUUUGAAAAGAAACGAUAGUGACUACAGACAUAUGGAAAACCAGGGUAGGAAUCAAACACGUUCUUUGAAAAGAACCAAUAGAGACUACAGACAUAUGGAAAACCAGGGUAGGAAUCAAACACGUUCUUUGAAAAGAACCAAUAGAGACUACAGACAUAUGGAAAACCAGGGUAGGAAUCAAACACGUUCUUUGAAAAGAACCAAUAGUGACUACAGACAGUCCGAAAAUGAAGAUAGAAAUGAAAACCGUAAAAGAAAACGAAGCAAUAGUCAAUAUAGACAAACAGAAAAUGAUCACAGAAAAAAAUGGAGAUCAUCGUCACAUCGAAAGCAGAGAGAAUUACUUUUAAAGCGUAAACAAAGGCAGAAAAAAAGGUCAGAGCAAUCAUCGCUACAAACACAAGUACAGCUAUUCAAUGAUCUUUUAAAUAGAGGAGAUGACUUUGUGUGUACAAGCUGCCAACAGACGUUUUACCAGCACAGUGUCUACACAGUGAGUAGAAAAAGUUUAAUCAGGAAAGGAAUAUCACCCCAGUUUAUAGACAAAGUGUUAACAGAUUAUAAGAGUGUUUUAAAUUCAGAAUGGAUAUGUAAAACCUGUUACAAUUACAUCUCAGAUGAGAGAAUGCCUCCAAUGGCUGUUGCCAAUGGGUUCUUACUUCCACACCUUCCAGAUUCACUAUCUUCUCUUAGUCCAACAGAAACAGAGGAGCGAUGUACAGCAUUGAGGAUCCCAUUCAUGCAACUGAAACAACUGGGCAUUGGAAAACAGUUUGGCAUCUAUGGAAACACUGUUAAUGUACCAAUGAACCCCUCGAGUGUAGUGUCUAUGCUCCCAAGAAGAUUUGAACAAACAGAGACUAUACACCUUCAGUUCAAGAGAAGACUUCAGUUUAAAUCUUCAGUAUAUUAUGAAACAGUCAGGCCAAAGGUAAUAUAUGACUUCACCAAAUACUUUGUAGAAAACAGUGACUUAUACAAAGAAGAGGGAGUUACAUUGGAUAAUGAAUGGUAUAAAGAAGCACAGGACAAAAAAGAAAUUUCCUUUUCUUCUGUGGAAGAUAUUGAAAAUUUACAAACGGAAGACACUAACAAAGAAAAGCAGGAGAGUACUGAAGAGGAUACUUGGAAUGAAUUGACCGAAGAAGAACAGGCAGGUGCAGGGAACAAGGACACCUUGAUGCAAAAUGUUGACUUUGCAGAUGAUGGUCUUCAUGCACUGCAGAUAGCGCCUGGUGAAAAGAACCAUCCAAUAAGUCUAUUUAUGGACACUUUUGCUGAGGAGAAGUCUUUUCCUAUCUUGUUUUGUGGCAAAAAAAGAAUCGAAAAUAUUGAACGGACUGUACCAGUAACUUACAGUUCAAUAUGUAAAGCAGAGUUAAGGAAUGUGGAUACAAGAUUCUCUAAAUCCGUCCCAAAUAUGUUUUUCAAACUUAAAAAAUUACAGGCAUUGCAAGUAAGAGAUUUGGCUACAACUGCUCUCAGAAAAUCUAAGAAUGUUUCAUAUACUGCGGGAGAACUGAAAAUACCAGAAAACAUUCAAAACAUCCUACAUCAUGAUGACGGAUUUCGAUUUCUAAAAACUCUUCGAUCUUCUCCACCAUACUAUCAGACAAAACAAAAAGAUUUGUUUGCCAUGAUCAACCAGCUAGGCUUGCCAACAUUCUUUGCCACUUUCUCUGCAGCAGAAACAAGGUGGCCAGAUCUGUUAAAACUUCUCUGUAAAAAGUCUGGCAAAACUGUUACUGAACAGGAAAUAGUCAACCUGAACUGGAUGGAAAAGUGUCAACUGAUACAAAACAAUCCAACCACAUGUGCUAGACACUUCCAUUACAGAACUAAGUUGUUUUUAAACAACUUCCUCACAUCAGAUAUCUCACCUAUUGGGAAGGUGGAAGAUUUCUUUAUCAGGGUGGAAUUUCAACAAAGAGGGUCCCCUCAUCUACACUGUUUGUUCUGGGUAAAGGAUGCCCCUGUGUAUGGCUCCUCUCCAGAAAAGGACAUAAUUGAAUUCAUUGACAACAAUAUCAGCACAAGUUCUGAUGUUCAUGAAGAUGCAAAACAGUUUGUACAGUUACAGAUGCAUCGCCAUUCCCAGUCAUGUAAGAAGAAAGGGAAAGAGAUAUGUCGAUUUGGAUUUCCCCUCCCACCAAUGAAGGAAACUUUGAUAAUGGAACCAUUUUCUUCUGACACGGAAAAGGAAGUUUUGAAAGCAGCCAAACAGAACUAUGAGAAAGUACUGAAAGUGUUAAAAGCACUACCUAAGGAUGCAGAACUAACAUUUGAUCAAUUCAUUGGACAGUGUGAGCUUACCUACGACCAGUAUCUUGGCGCUGUUAGGUCAUCAUUGAAGAGGAAACAGGUACUUCUGAAAAGAGCAGUGAAAGAUGUGAGAAUGAAUGCAUACAACUUGAAUGUAUUAAAAAUCUGGCAGGCAAACACAGACCUUCAGUAUGUGCUAGAUCCUUGGGGAGUUUGUGUGUAUAUUGCGAGUUACAUCAUGAAAUCACAGAGAGGAAUGAGCCUGCUUUUACAGAGAGCAACGGAGGAAGUGAAAAAAGGAAAUUUAAAGCUAAGGGAGAAAGUCAGACACAUCGCCAACAAGUUCUUAAAUCAUUGUGAAGUCUCUGCCCAGGAAACCGUUUAUUUGUUGCUACAGCUUCCUCUCACUCAGAGCUCAAGAAGUGUGAUUUUUAUAAAUACCUCCCCACCAGAAAAACGUGUAGAAAUUCUGAAGCCAUUGUCACAAAUAGAACAUCUUCCUGAUAGCUCUACAGAUGUAACAUGUUCUGGAUUGAUUGACAGGUAUGCUGAUAGACCAAAAAUAUUAGAACAGCUAUGUUUAGCAGAGUUUGCCGCAUUCUUUGAAAAAAAACCACGUUUAAAGAAAGAAACUGGAAAAGAAAUUCCAACUGAAAUAGAUAACACAGACAACAAUGUUGACAUUGUAACACCAGGCACUGAGAUCAAAUUGGCAGAUGGAAGUCGACUUGUACAUCGCAAGACACCUAAAGUGAUACGCUAUGUGAAAUUCAAUGUAUCAAAAGACACAGAGAUGUAUUACAGAGAACAGCUGAUGUUAUUCUCACCUUUCAGGGAAGAAAUGAAGCUAAUGGGCACAUCAGACAGUUUUGAAAGCCAGUAUAAACUCUUAGAGGAAAAAAUAACCAACAAACGCCAUCAAUUUCAGAUUGGUACAGAAGGUAUAGAAGAGGCUAUGAAUGCAGUAUCAGAAGAAAUGAUCAAUGAUGAAUUAGAUGACAUUGCACCAGUUGCCAGGCAGUCUGAAGAAGAUGCCGUUUUACAAAAGGAAGAUCCUGUUUCCAUGCUGCAACCUCCACAUGAAAAAUACAAGCACUUUGAUAUAGGGUCUUUUAAAGACUCACCAGAAGCAAAUACUCGGGGAUGCAUUAUCCAGAACAGAGUGUCAAAUGAAGAUUUUUUCUCUAUGGCAGUGUCUUUGAAUGAAGAGCAAAAGAAGUUUUUUUAUGAAGCAUUACACAGAAUUAAGACAACAACUGAACCAUUUUACUUCUUCCUUUCCGGUGGAGCAGGAGUUGGAAAAUCCCAUGUACUUAAGACCAUUUAUCAGGCCUUGGUUCGUUAUUUUGACAGUGUCCCAGGCGAAAAUCCUGAUGACAUCAAGGUUGUUAUUGCUGCACCAACUGGUAAAGCAGCGUACAAUGUACAUGGGAAUACGCUGCACAGCCUUCUUGACAUUCCACCCAGCAAUGCUUUGAGAUCUUAUAUACCACUUAGUAAUAGCACUCUCAAUACCUUGCGCAGCCGUUUUUACAAGCUAAGAGUUUUAAUCAUUGAUGAAGUAUCUAUGGUCGGAGUCAACCUCUUUAAUUUUGUAUGUAGCAGACUGCAACAAAUCUUUGAUUCCACCAAGCCAUUUGGAGGUAUUUCACUAAUUCUUGUUGGAGAUCUCUUUCAGCUGAGACCAGUUGGUGAUUCAUGGAUUUUUGAGAAUGAUUCUGUUCAAUAUGGUCCAUUAUUGAGAAACCUUUGGCAGGACCUAGUCCAGCUGUAUGAACUGACAACCAUAAUGAGACAGAAGGAUGAUGCCAUAUUUGCAUGCUGUCUCAACCGCAUUAGAGAGGGAAAGCAGACAAAGGAAGACAUAGAUCUUAUUGCAUCAAGGCUAUGUACCAAGGAAGACACUAAUCAGUGUAUUCACUUGUUUAGCACCAACCACCUGAUUGACGAACACAAUCAACAAGUGUUAUCAUAUAAGGAAGGACUGACAUUCAUUUCUGUUGCUGUGGACUAUAUACAAGGUGAUGUGUCUGUUAAAGACAGGACAGCAGUUUUAGACUUUGUUAAACACUUAGAAGUUAGGAAAACUCAGAAUUUGAGAUUUGAACUCCAACUUAAAGAAUCUGGAAACUACAUGCUAACACACAAUAUCAGCACAGCAGAUGGAUUAACCAAUGGUGCCAGUUGUCAAAUAGAAAUGGUUCAAUGUUUUAAUAAUAUACCGACAGUAGUAUGGGUCAAAUUUCAGCCAAAUGAAAUAGGAUCAGUCACAAGACAGGAACAUAAGCACUUGUAUGCAUACAGUUCUGCAAUUCACAAAUCAUGGACACCAAUACAAAAAAUCCAAAAAGAAUUUCAAACAUCCAAAAACAGCAAAGUAAAAAUAGUGAGAAAACAGUUUCCUCUGCAGGCAGCAGAAGCCAUAUCUAUUCACAAAUCUCAAGGUUCAACUCUUGAUGAAGCAGCUGUGUCCUUCAGAGGUAGAAUUCAGAAACACAUGGUCUAUGUAGCAUUAAGUAGAGUCAGAACUUUAAAAGGACUUAAACUUCUUGACUUUGAUCCUAAGAAGAUUACUGUUGAUUAUCUUGUUCAGCAAGAAAUGCUAAGAAUGCGGAAUGAAUCAUCAUUGCAGUGCACACAGUUCUGUCUUCCAAAGUCAAAUUUUACAGUUGCAUGUCAUAAUUCAAGGUCACUUCACAAGCAUAUCAACCAGUACAGGAACGACACAAGACUCACUGAUGUUGAUGUCCUGGUUUUACAAGAAACAUGGGCAUUAAAGGAUGACUAUAAACACCAUUACCACCUGAAUACUUUUCAGGAUCCCUAUUGCAUCUACACAGAAAUUGAUCGGAAGAGACCACACUCUGGAACAUUCAUAUAUGUUAAAAUAGGGCUUAACAUUGUAUCUAGUGUUCAGGCAACAGAGCCUGGCCUGGAAAGUGCAUGUCUUCUGAUAGAAAAGAAUGGACACCAGUUUGAAAUCAUAAGUGUAUAUUGCCAUCCACCUGGAAACACAUCUAAAGUUUGUAAAACAGUACAAACACUCAGAACUCGAACAGUGCCAUGCAUUAUAAUGGGAGACUUUAACAUUGACCACUUACACCUCUCAAAAAGUGAGAAAUUAUGUCAGUUCAUGGAAAGACAUUUGAAAGCAAAGCCACAGAUCUCUGAUGAAACAACAGAUUACCAUUCCCUACUGGAUCAGAUAUACUCUUCAAAACCAGCCAUAAGUGCAGGAGUCCUUGAAACUGUUUGGAGUGACCAUAAGAUUGUGUGGGCAGCCAUAUAAGUUACAAAGUACAUCAAUACGGUACAUGUAUUAUUAUUAAGAAUUACUAGCUGGGUUUGUUUCGGCCACUACACAAACAUGUAUGAAUCAGUAAUUUGCAUAUGGGGAAAAAUUGGACUGAAAUUACUGACUCCUUAUAUAUCUGUGUAAUGUCAGGAACAAGCCUUAUAAUUGAUUUAUUUCAUCAACCACUUUUCCUAAUCAUUUAUUUAUUUCAGUGUUUCACCAUAUCCUUAGUACUAAACCUGUAUGAUUUCUACUAACCCUACAUAAUGAGAUCACAAUCUGCAUGCAACCAAAAUAAUGGCAUCAUGUGUUUUCUUCACUCCCAUCUUUUAUUUUUCAUUCUGUCAAAUCAAUACUUGGACGUUG